Spodoptera littoralis (African cotton leafworm) is the source of this 3162-nucleotide messenger RNA. The record is from the annotation of a GenBank genome assembly. Lineage: Eukaryota; Metazoa; Arthropoda; Insecta; Lepidoptera; Noctuidae.
GUCGAUCAUGAGAACUAUCCCUUACAUUCCAAAAGUUGCGACAAUGGCCCAUAAAAUCGUGGCUUUCUCAUGUAACUUAGCUUUAGUUAUGUAUGCACGUGAAUCUACUAUCCUGGUGAGCUGUCAUAGUUCCUCGAGAGCUGGCUGCGACCACUCGUCCUAAGUGGUGACAUGCUGAGGCACCGGGCCUUCGUCUUACUUACUCUCUUCAAUUUGGCCAUUCAAAUAUCUGCAGAACAAACAAUAUACUCCGAUGGCUGGAUCCCGAUGUCACAUAAUGAUAUUUAUGAGCAAAUAAGAAGAGGAACAAUAACAACUACUCAAUAUCCUGUUUACCUCAGUACGAAGACAUUGGAUGAUUUUGAUAAUAAUCUGAAUGUUGAACAAAGGUCAAUAAAGCAGAAAGCAAAUGAUGUAUUUAAAGACAUUUCAGCAAUGUCCAAGGAACCUGAACCAACUAACAUUAAAAUAGACAAAUUCGAUCAAACUACAGUUUACACUAAAGAAAAUAUAAGGAAAGCUAAGAAGGUAUGGGAUCCCAAUAUUGAUACUAGAUUCGACAAUGUUUUGGCUUUGCCAGAAGUCGAUUCCAAGCCCGAUGUGUCAACUGAGAAAACCUUCGAUGUUAUAACAGCUGCAACAUAUACUUACGAAGUGACUGAGCGUGUUGAUACAUCGCCUGCCGAAGAUAGUUACACAACAGAAAGUGCCGGGUACCAAUAUAAUCCGCCCACUGACGAAAACCAAAAUCUAACGUCUACAUUCUACAGAAUCCUGUCCAAAUACAAUAUCAAAACAGAGGAUAAACUGCCAAACUAUGAAUUAUCACUGCAGCGUAAAGUUCAAAUUCCCACACGAGACACAAAUAGAGUGCUUAUACCGUAUAGAUAUAACAGUUUAAAUCAUUUGCCUGCAGACCCAUUGCUCGCCGUUUUCCUAUCAAACUAUGGGUUCUAUUUGCCAAGUUUGUAUGGGAUCAAAGCUAAUUACAAUAAUUUGUACGGUUAUUUGACCUCUAAUAACAUUCAUAAUAACAAACCCUUCGGUUUGUAUAAAGUUUUCUCUGAUACUGAUUCAUGGAAUUAGUAGUUCAUCAGUUCAUGUUGUUCUUUGGUAAUUAUAAUUUAUUUGUUUUGUUGAUGCUAAAAUUAGUUUUGAAGUGUUUGUUUAACAAACUUAUAUUUAUUUAUAACUCUCGUAUUUGUGUUCGUGGACUAUAUUAUUAUGUUGCGAAAAAUCAUUGUUCAAAUUAAGUGCUUAGACUUUCCCAGACUGUACAUUGGUGGUUGCAAAUUACCUACAAUUCUAUUCCAAAAUGACAAAACGUACUGUUUAUAUUUUUUUAUCUUUCUAUAUCAGAACUUUCAGUAGCAGCCCGAAGCAUAGAUAACUCGUUUUAUUGGUUAAAUGGGAUUAAAAACAUAACCGACAAAAGGGGGGUAACCUGUCCCACAUCGGAGGCAAACAGACAGGAACUUAUUAUAUUGCCGACCUCAUUUCUGAUGUUGAAUCACUGUUCCAAUAUUAUCUGUUCUUAUACAGAACAUAAACAAUAUUUACAUUAUCGAGGUUAUGAAUAUCUGGUGUGAGCAUAAUUUAAUAAAAAGUAUUUAAUAGGCAAACUUACCGUAACAACUUUUAAUCAGCGAAGAUAACUAACCUAACAUAAAGCCUUUAAAAUCCUUCACCAUUACAGAAUAACAAAAAAUUGGCAAAAGGACAUUUUUAAAAAAGCAAUCCGAGUACCGCAUCCACUGCAUAAAGCGCGUCCAGUCAACAAUGGACGUUAUGUGUGAUAUCUUAAGAUUGUAAUUAGAUCGGGCUCGGUUAAAUAGAGGCUGGGCGCUUGGAGUAGUUCCAACAGCCACAGGCGUGACAGUUUCAUAGCGCGCUGUGAGAAGUUGCCUUUGUACAGGAGCCAGUUUGCACCACUUUUUAUAAUGCUUUUUACUCGUUAAACGUCCCGGAUUUUGUUUCUGAGACUUUAAAUCUUGUUAAUUUUGGAUUGUUUGUAAACUUUACUCAGCCAUAUUAAAGUUUAGCAAAUUAUAGGACACUUUUGUACGCUGCUGCAGUUAUUACGUGUUCUGUUGUUAGCACCGAGACUUGAAUUGUAAUUACCUCCUUUGUCAUGUAAAUGUACGUACAAUUCGACACAAAUUGUAAAAUAACACUGAAACCUAUUCAAUUUGCGGCUAGCUCGCAAUUGUGUUUUUUGUCUACAAUAUUGUUGUGUUUGCAUUUGUUGUAAUAAUACUGUGUAAAAUAUUUCGACAUUACAAUAUUUCGUUUUUAUUUGAAGUAAGCAAUUUAGGUUAGAAUACAUCUCAUCAAGACAUCACUUCAAACUUAAUGUUGGAGUUGACGAGGGGCGCGGGGCACGGGGGUCGCGGGGGGGGGGGGGGCAUGCUAUGUCAAGGCGUCGAUCGGUUCGCAAUCAGGCGGCACAUUCUUAUAAACAUAUUUUCCGCAUGGAGGCCUCCAAUGAAGGAAACUUAAUAGAAUUGAUCGUAGAAAUUUAUUCCGUGAUUUAGUUUAUGUCUCACGACGUACUUCGUUUAAUAAACAUGUCUUGAUGUUUUAGUAUUGUAAUAAAUUAACCAACGGGAACACGUUUAUGGUUCAAUUAAACCACUUCAUUCAUUGCGUGUAAUGGUUAUGUUAACGUUCUAAUACAAAACCAAUUUUCGUAUUCAUAAGUCGUAAUACAGACAUGUUGGCACCUAGCUCGCCGGCUUUCAUUUAAAAAUUGAGCUAUAAAAACUGUGACUGCAUUUCAAGAAAAUCGUAUUGGAUAUUUUAGAACUUGUUCGUGAUUUAGCAAUGCAGUGUUAUACGAAAUGCUAGUAGCUUUAUUUCGAAGGAUUUCUGUGCGGAAUGUAUUGUUGGAGAGGCGCACAGUUGUGUCCAAUGUCCAUGUCCGGGGAGUAACUCAGUACUUGUGAAUAUUGUGCCACGCAAACAGCGCAGCGCUGGAAUCACUCCAAGCCAAUAAAAUGGUGGCCGUGCUCAAUUUGUUACUUCAUACGAGAAUACGAGAACUGCACACUUUUAAUAUAGUUCGCAUGCGUGCAUUCUUUGUUUGCAAAGUUUAUGCGAAAUACAGGAUAACGGGUCCAUAGAAAGCAAUGUUGUUUUCGAAUGGAACUACGUUUCAGCGGA